Molecule: messenger RNA, 612 nt
Organism: Agelaius phoeniceus (red-winged blackbird)
Lineage: Eukaryota; Metazoa; Chordata; Aves; Passeriformes; Icteridae
Gene: CSF3
Product: colony stimulating factor 3
Biological process (GO): immune response; positive regulation of myeloid cell differentiation
Cellular component (GO): extracellular region
Molecular function (GO): granulocyte colony-stimulating factor receptor binding; cytokine activity
Source: RefSeq, a predicted model, not a curated record
AUGUGCUUCCUCACCCGUGGGCUGGCACUGCUGCUGGCUGUGCUGCUGUGGGCACCGUGGUGGACACUGCAUGGGGCACCACUGACCGAGCUCUCAGGGGACCAGGACUUCCAGCUCUUCCUGCAGAGGAACCUCGAGUUCACCCGCAAGAUCCGCGGGGACGCGGCUGCGCUGCAGCGCCUGGUGUGUGACACCCUCCAGCUGUGCAAGGAGGACGAGCUGCUGCUGGUGCGGCAGGACCUGGACAUCGCCCAGGCGCCGCUGGAGCAGUGUCACAGGCGCACCUUCCAGGCAGAGACCUGCUUCAGCCAGAUCCGUGCCGGCCUCCGCGUCUACCACGGCUCUCUGGCCACCAUCCGGGCCCUGCUGCCCGGGCACGCUGGACUGGUGGACACCCUGCAGCUGGAUAUGGCCAACCUGUCCUCCAACAUCCAGCAGCAGAUGGAAGACCUGGGCCUGGCCACGGUGACGUACCCCACAGAGCACCAGGACCCCGUCCCCACCUUCUCCUCCCAAUUCCACCACCAAGUCGGCGGCUUCUUCAUCCUGGCCAACUUCCAGCGGUUCCUGGAGACGGCGUACCGGGCACUGCGGCACCUCGCCAGCCUCUGA